ACUCGAAGGUGAAAACUGAAGUUGAUGAAAGCCUGUUCGGGGAGCUCGGGCCAAGGAAUUGGAACGUACCGGGGAUUCUUUGAACGAGCUGUGCUGGGCUCCACCCCGCCACUGCCCGCUUUACCCCACCAGCGCAAGGCGAAACCCAACACCCCCCCGGUCGCCCCACGAAAGAGUCAUUCCAUAUAAAGCGCUAGCACACCGGCCCCUCUCCAACCGCUUUUCCUUUCCACUCAAAUCGGCAUCACACCGGCAAGACGACAGACUCGUCGAACGAUACAGCAGGCGGGACCUUGUUACUUGAGUCUCGAACACGCAAAUACAAAAGAAACUCUUCCCGACGAUAAUCGCCUGAGCGAGUCCUGUUAGAAUGCCCAAGAACAAGGGAAAGGGCGGCAAAAACCGCCGCAGGGGAAAGAACGAGAAUGACAACGAGAAACGCGAGCUCACAUUCAAGGAAGAUGGCCAAGAAUAUGCGCAGGUAUUGAAGAUGCUGGGGAACGGUAGACUCGAGGCCAUGUGCUUCGACGGCGUCAAGCGCCUCGGUCUCAUCCGCGGCAAGCUGCGGAAAAAGAUCUGGAUCAACAACGGCGACAUCAUCCUUGUCUCGCUGCGCGAGUACCAAGACGAGAAGGGCGACGUGAUUCUCAAGUACUCUGCCGACGAGGCCCGCUCUUUGAAGGCAUACGGCGAACUCCCAGACACGGCCAAGAUCAAUGAGACAGACACAUUCGGCCCUGGCGAGGACGGCGACUGCGGCUUCGAGUUUGACGAGGACCGCGAUAGCGAAAGCGAUACCGGCGGCAAUGCCGGUGGGAGCAAGGAGAUCGAUAUUGAGGACAUCUAAGCUCCCAGCUAUUUUCGUGUCUGACGUUGUUGUUGGGGCUUGUGUGGAUGUGCUCACUUCCCUUCGGGGCGUGACCCACCCUUUCCUACCUCGUUAUUUCUUUUUUUUUACCUCGUUGCCCACUAGCCGAGU
This is a messenger RNA of Canariomyces notabilis, 979 nucleotides long. RefSeq names its product nucleic acid-binding protein. Gene Ontology annotation, biological process: translational initiation. The coding region runs from base 371 to 847 and encodes 158 amino acids. Gene Ontology annotation, molecular function: translation initiation factor activity; RNA binding. The record is from RefSeq and is a predicted model, not a curated record. The transcript is spliced from 4 exons. Gene Ontology annotation, cellular component: cytoplasm. Lineage: Eukaryota; Fungi; Ascomycota; Sordariomycetes; Sordariales; Chaetomiaceae.